This is a messenger RNA of Trametes versicolor FP-101664 SS1, 1118 nucleotides long. RefSeq names its product aldo/keto reductase. The record is from RefSeq and is a predicted model, not a curated record. Gene Ontology annotation, cellular component: cytoplasm. NCBI's taxonomy places the organism in Eukaryota, Fungi, Basidiomycota, Agaricomycetes, Polyporales, Polyporaceae. The coding region runs from base 1 to 1041 and encodes 346 amino acids. The transcript has 12 exons.
AUGGUCGCCGUCAAGACUGUCAAGCUCGGUGGUACCGCGUCCGACAUAACUGUCGGAAAAGUCGCUCAUGGCCUGAUGAUGAUGACAUGGAGGGACCCGAGCGUCCCCCUCCCUGACGAAGAGGCCUUCGAGGCCAUCAAGGCGGGCGUCGACAUUAUGCCGCCUGGCGUGAAGAUGUUCCUCAACAGCGGUGAAUUCUACGGGCCGAACUGCUCGACCGCCAACUUGGAGCUCCUCGCUCGCUUCUUCGACAAGUACCCCGAGUACGCGGAGCGCACCUUCCUCUCGGUGAAGGGCGGCUCAAAGGAAGGACAGCUGGUCCCCGACUCCUCCCCCGAGAACUUGAGGCGUAGUGUCGACAAGAUCAAUGAGGUCCUCCGUGGCACGAAGCGUCUCGAUCUGUUUGAGUCUGCGCGCGUUGCUGCCAACGUCCCUCUCGAGGACGCGAUCAAGACACUCGCCCAACUCAAGAGCGAGGGUAAGUUCGACCACAUUGGCAUGUCCGAGUGCAGUGCUGCUAGUCUUCGGAAGGCCAACGCAGUGCACCCGAUUGCCACGGUCGAAAUCGAAAUCAGUCUGUGGUCCUAUGAGGAGGAGACGAAGAAGGUAAUCGCGACGGCCCAAGAGCUUGGCAUUGCCGUAGUCGGCUACUCUCCUCUCGGCAGAGGGUUCCUCACCGGAACGAUUAAGAGCCCUAACGACCUCCCUGCGGCUGACAUGCGCCGCCACUUCUCUCGCUUCCAGGAGGAGAACUUCAAGCACAACAUGGCUAUCGUCGACGGCAUCAAGGCUAUCGCUGAGAAGAAGAACAUCACCCCGGCGCAGCUCAGCAUCGCCUGGGUUGCUGCUCUUGGACCGCACGUUAUUCCUUUGCCCGGCUCUUCAAACAAGAAGCGUAACUUGGAGAACCUCGCCGCCGGAGAUGUCGAAUUGACUCCGGCCGAGCUGGCUGAGAUUGACGAUAUCUUGGCGAAGCACACUGUUAAGGGCGGACGCUACAACGACGCCGUCGACCCCAAGAUGCUGCACUUGUGGGGGUAAGCAUUUCUGUGCGGAAAUUGUCAUCGGACAAAAUGUAGGUGUCGCUGUGUAUAAUCAACAUGUAUGAACUGUGGACA